ACAUCCUCUGGGCACAGGCUGAGCAGAGCACUGAGACACAGCUGAGAAUUAGGGAGAGAGAGAGAGAGAGAGAGAGGGAGAGGGAGCAGUGAAGUGGAAAUAUGGGUGAGCAUCACAGAAAGACAGAAAUAGAGCGAUAAAGCAGUGAAUUAGGCAGAGGCAGCGAGAGGAGGAGGAGAAAAACAGUCUUUCAGUGAGGCGGUGAUGCUUCGUGCAGACAAGGUUAUUUUCUCGUAGCAGAGAGCUCUCGUCGUGUGCGGAUGUGAGAACCUCAUGGAUUUGCUCCCGCCUGAGUCUCAGCGGAAUUGAUUGCAUCUGGAUCCAAAACAACUGCAGACGGAGGAUGCGACUGUGGCUGGAUGCUAGGAUCCAUGUGGGCCUGUGACGUCUGCACUCCUCUCUGUGGCUACCUUCUUCCCCAUAAGGAUGGCUCCAGCGGCACUGACCCAGAUUGUGGAGUCCUGGCUCUUCGCUGUGCACUGCUCCUCCGGUGGUCUGUGAAUGUGAUGCGCACGAGGAAUGCUCUACACCUCGGCGGUGACCGCUCAGCCCGCUGCCUCUGCUGACAUCUGUCUCCGUGGAUACACACAGCCACUGGCAGGCUACGCCACUAAGACUGAUCCAUAAUAAUAAUCCCCAGCUGGAGAACAAACAACAUCUGGGCGUGGAGAGAAGGGAGAGGGUGAAGUCUCAGCAGGGUUGGCGGCAGAUGGUGACACUGCAGCAGCACUUCUCCAGCAUGGAGGAGACGGUGCGCACGCUACUACAGAACCAGGACUCUCUGGAGGGGCCCAAGGUGGACCCACUGGAUCUCAUGAAAGCGUACAAGGACAAACUCCUGGAGGAAAUGUGGAAGCAGCAGGACAGUCUGGAGGGUCCCACAGCCACAGUGGCAGCAGAGAUGCCUGCCUCGCCUGAGGCCGGCGGAGGGUCGGAGGAAAAUUCAAAGGACAGCAAUCCCCUGCUCGAGCGACUCAGAGCCCUGGAGGCUGAGAACUCAGCUCUGUCAAUAGAAAAUGACAAUCAGAGGAAGCAGUAUGAACGCUGUCUGGAUGAGGUCGCUAACCAGGUGGUCCAGGCCCUCCUCACACAGAAGGACUUGAAAGAGGAAUGUGUGAAGCUGCGGACCCGUGUAUUUGACUUGGAGCAGCAAAAUCGCAUACUGAGUGUGCUGUUUCAACAACGUGUCAAAAUGUCCACGAUUCCUGUCUCCCAGGACAUCCAAAGGAAUGGAAAAGCAGGUAUUCCUGCAGGAAGGUGGCCCAGCCUGCUGAGUCUAACAUGCCCACGCAGUAGUGGUAGCGGCAGUGGCAGUGAACUGUCUCUAUCCAGUGCUUGUAGUGAGUACUCCAGUGGCUCCCACACGUGGGCAGAAGGACGUGGAUUCUCCAAGCAGUGUGUCACAAGCCGUGACAAAAGGAUGAGUACAGGUUCAGUAUCCAGUAAUCACUCUGCACCCAUCGAGCAGACAGAACUGGGAUGGAAGGAAGGCCACAUUCUGAAGGGCCUGAAGCGUCUCCAAAUGUGCAGCUCCAAAGAGGCAUCCUCACUUGCAUCUGUGCCACACUGCAAAGAUUGUAUGACCUCCAACGAGGGCAUAUACUCACUUGGUGUUAAGUGUGGCCAACAAGGGAGUACAGCCAAGCAAGUAGCCCCUACAAGUAAACCAUUCAAGGCAGGAGCAGGGACUGCUGCCCUAGACUCUGAUGAUGCAGAUGAUGAUUCAACUAAAUUGCAAAGUAGGGAAUCUAGUGAUCAACAAACAAAAGAGCUUGUUUGCUUGAAGACACUGAAUGUCACAAGAGAUGAUGACAACAAUUUUCAAGAAGAUCCUGAAAAACGUGCAGGGAAUUCUGGUCUUUUUCCCUCACCUGUCACAGACAACUUCUUAUUUCUGGAGGGCCCCACAGUAAAACCUGGUGUAAGCCCAACAGAUAGCCUUACACAUCUGGAGGACCAGAACAAAGACUCGCUAGAAAAACACAAGCCUUCAGGCACGAAGUUAAGUGACAGAAACAAUAAUCAGGAGAGAUCUACUGACCGUAAAUCUAGACUUGAUCACGUCAAAAGACAACAUGGCAGACUUGCAGGCAAGCAAGCUGAAGCAGGGACAAGUGAUGUGAGCUCUUCUAUUCAGUAUUCUGCAACAAGAGCUCUGAGCUGUGUGAGUGUAGCUAGACAGCGCAGCUCCUCAAUGGAAGUUCCUCACUGCAGAGACCAGACAAAUCAAGCUGGCAGUGAAAGCCAGAACUACACCAUCUCAGAAUCUCCACAAAGGAAACCAAAACCUCAGCCUUGUGACUCAGCAAGAAAGGCUUUCAUUCUGCGGAGUAAGAGUGCAGAUGGAGGGAAGGAACAACCGAAGCAUACACACUCUCCUCUCCACCAAAAGCUUAUCAAGGGUCACAGGUCCAAAGGACAGUCAAACCCUCCUGGGCACAGUGUUCCCAGCAAAAGGACAAAUCUCAGUAAAACACAUUGUUCAAACAAGGUAUCAUUAUCUAACCUUGAGAACAAUGAAGACAUUGUGCUAUCAACAAGUUCCAAGUCUCUCAAGAGUGUACGCUCUCCCCUUGCUUCCCCUGUGAAACAUUCAAAGACAUUUAAGCCUCCAGGGAUCAAUGAAAGCUCAAAGAGCCCAACAAAAUCACCACUGCAAAUCACUAGACUUCAGUCAAGCAAUGAGUCUUUGGAAGAAAGCAUCUAUGACAACUUACCCUGCUCCCCGCGAAAACAACGGCGCCAAGACCAACACUGUGAUGUUUCCCAUUCGGAACAUAGGUCCCCAUCUCCACCACCACCCCCAGGUCGAACUACUUCUCUUGUCCUUAGGUCCAGUUGUGACAGCUUACCCAAAGCACAUAAAACUGCAGGUCAUGCUCAAAGCUCUACAACAUCAAGCACCACCAAGCCACAAUCAAAUCUUUCUUCAAUUUUACAGUCUCAACAGUCCAACAUAACAAAGGAUAAUCAACAUGUAGCCCUACAAAUGGGUGCUGAAGGUAACCCACUGAAAGAGAUUCCUGCCAAGCUCUACAAUACGCACUCAUCCAAGAUGCCACCUGUCCUAGGUCAAGAGUCCCAACCUUUAGAGUCCGUCCAGCUAUCUAUGGACAGAACUGCAACAUGCCAUGAUGAAAAUGGUAUGCCCUCAAUUUUUCCAAAUCAGAACAUCUUACAAAGAACCCAACAAAGCAUUAGUGAGCCAAAACUUUCUGAAGUCUUGCCUCAGGCAUAUUCUAAUGUUUACUACCAUGGGAUUACCAAUAAUCCUCAGAGUUCCACCUCAAGAGCUGUAAAAAUGGCUCUUCCUUUAAAUGCUAAAUCUCAUGAGGCAAUCGCUGGACAAGACACCAGUACCUUCCUAGUUUUUGGAAGACAUAACAAAGAUGAUCCAAACUCGACUGCAAAAAGUAUCCAGACUUUUCAGACUUUUACCUGUGAUCCCAAGAUGGUACAUGAAUGUGGAGCUGAAGACAAAGCCCGCAGAAAGAUUGAGACCCGCUGUAACUCGCUGGACUCUGAGCCUUCAGUUCAACCUGUUGCCUCAGACAGUGGUGUGAUGUUAGAUUGGGGAUUUGAUGAGGAAGGUUGGUUGUUUAAACGAUCUGUUUCUGUGUCAACUAGACCUCCCCUUAAGCCAGUAAUGGGCAUGAAUGGGGCUAAAGCUCGUAGCCAGAGCUUUGGUGCACGCUACAUGGACAGGCCAAGCUUCAACAGAUCUGGAAAGGUCCGUACCCAGAUCAAAACACACUCAGGGAGCUCCUUGAACUCUCUCAGUGACGUCCUUCCAGGAAGUAUGAGUUGCUCCAGUAGCUACCAUUGUCCAAUGAAUCGAUCCCUUUUAAACAACUUCUUGAUUGAAGAGGGUCUGACAGUUCCUUCACAUCUGGGGUCCUCCAGUGAAAGACUUCAGAGUCUUAAACAGCAACGAGAGCAGGCGAGGCGCCUUCAGAUUGAGCAACAGUUUUCAAGCGCCUUUGGUGAACCAGUUUCAGAAGAACCAGAAAGACAAAGUACUAUAACCACAAUCGAAGAGAAAGUGAUGCUCGGCAUAGAGGAGAACUUACACAAGUCUCAGGAACAGGAGAGAACCAGUGAAGUGAAGCAAAAAUCUGGCUCAACCUUGGCAAACUGGUUUGGUUUUCGUAAGAGUAAGCUUCCUGCUCCAAGCAGCAAAAAGACUGAUCCACCUAAAGUAAAAGAGGAGAAGAGGGAACAAAAGAUUACAUCACUUCUGGGAGGAAAACAGACAAAGUCUGACAAAAAGAGAGACAGAAGAAAAAGCGAUGGAAAAGACUGCUCUGUAGGGAGAAGAGAGUCUCAUGAUGCAGUGAGGGCAUGCAUCUCAAUGCCCUGCCCAGGAAUGUCCCUGAAUGAGAUACAAGGACAUACUGACAUCAUCGGGGACCCGAAGAUGCAGAUGAUGAACCUGAGACCUGAUGGUGAAAAUGGAUCCACAGUGAAGAGCCCCAACCAGGAUGCUGUAAUAGGCUCCGGCUGCAAGAUGCGAACGUUGGACAGUGGAAUUGGGACCAUCCCCCUUCCUGAAUCCUGUUCCUUCUUCUCCUCUAUCCUGCACCUUCUCCCCAAAUCCUCAUCAACCCCAGAACAGUCCCUCAGUCCUCCCAGUGUCCCUGGUUCCUCCAGUGAGGAUGUGUCUCCUUCCCCAUUACCCCGGUGGAGGAUACCCUCCAGCUUUAAGGACAGCAGCCAUUCAGGGGUGCCAAACUCCCUCUCCGACUCCUCCAUGACCCAUAUCCAGUCAGUGCCUUUCCCCACUGUGGCCUUCCUCCAGCCCAUCCAACCCCAGUCUGAACCCAUUGUGACCUCUGCCAGUUUGUGUGAUACCCAGAGCAGGCUACCCAGACCACCACCAGGUGCAAUGGAACCAAAAAAGUUGACCUACAUCAAAUCAAAAACAAGAGCCACUCCGAGCCAACAGAAAGAGCAGACAAGACUCCAGCUUGCCAACUAGUUUAUGAAGCUGACUGAGUCAACCUGAAGCAAAGAAUCAAGCAAUCAGUUGAAUUUAUCACUCUAACACACAUGGAGGAUACCGAAAUCCCACAGUUUGGACACCGCAUCUCUGUAUCAGGAUGAAACGCUCAGAGCUGGACAACAAGUGAGCUUGGCAUUGUGGGCUUCCACCUGUGCUCAGUGUAGUGUUGAGAUACUGAGUAGCCUUUGAGGUGUAGUAAUGAACCUUCUGGCAGUCAUGUUGGUGGUCUGCUGCUCAUUGGCAUCAGCUGUGUGCAGCUGAUUGAAUUUCUAAAUGUACUUCUCUGCUGUCUCACAGGACUGGAGGUAAACAGACAUUUACAUUUUUUUUGUUUUUUUUUUUUCAACUUGUUCUUACUCCAAACUCAUCAAAUACUGACGCUUGGUCAGUGGCCCUCGGCGUCUGAUGCUGACACACCAAGGCACUCUUAAGCAUCUAUAUGAGAUUGCACUGUGAUGCAUGACUAUUAGACACUCUGAGAAACUGAUGCAGUAUAAAGAGCAAGGGGACUUUCACCCAGGAGACUGCUGUUUGUCUUCCAUGUGAAACCAAAGGUCACCACUGACUUAUUUUAACUACGUGACAUAUAUCAUGUGACAUACCCAGAGCAUCAUUUUGAUGCAUAGGAUCACUGACCAAGCAUCUGUAUUUGAGAACUUGAGAGUAAGAAUCUGUAAUAGAAGUAAUCAUACUAAAAUGUGAAUACGUGACUGAUUUUUAUUUAUUUUUUUUUUUUUUUGGUAUCAGGUUAGCUACUGUAGCACUUUCAUGGCUACCUGUUAUCAUCAUUAUCUUAGUUAAACACACGCUAAUGCAUGUAGGCCUGGUUUAAGCUAACACUGGUGGCCAACAGCUGCAUUUUUACACUGCUAUGUAAUAACCAUACUUGUUAGCUAGUUAAGCUAACUGCAUAGAAAAAGAACAACUAAAAAUAGGAAGACAGUUUCCAGUGUUGCAGUAACCUGAAUGCUAAAAAACCCCACAACUAAUCAGAGAAUUAGCUCUACAUAACUGUAACUGACUUAAUUUAUCUUCCACUGCAGCACACAGCUAUUGUCUUUAAAAAGAUACUUCUCACAUUGCAACUCCAAUACCAUGUAAUGGGUACAGCAAUGUUAUUGCAACCCUGUCACCAACAAAUUAUGUUCACGUACAACUAACUGAGUGCCGCUAUACCGCAGAAAUGGAUGAGUAUAAUCAAAUGAAUAAACUUUGCAUUUUUAUAGCCAAAAUAUUUGCCACAGUACAGAAAGGACUGUCAAUACUAUGUGGACUCUAACAAGGAUUUAUCUACUCAUCUAUAAUCUACACAUGGAAACACAUUACAGUAAACUAUUUUAUCAACUUUUGUAACCUGGUGGUUAAAAUUGCAUCAAUUAAAUUUGGCCACUAGGGGACAAAACAAAACACAAUGACAGACAGAGGCUGUGUUUGACAUUGCAUACUAACAUACUAUUCAUAGUAAGUAUGAUGUAAAAUGAGUAUAUAAUGCAUUCUAACCAUGGAUGUGUUCAGAGAACUGGAUACAGCAUUAGAGGUGGGGCCCCAUUCAUUCCUAUGGAAGUUGCCCAGUGGUGCAUGAGGCCAAAAACAUUCAACUGCCACUUAUGCUACCGGCCGAGCUGGCUACUUAAUUUUAGCGCUUCGCUAAUUUGAACGGUAAAAAAAAAAAAAAAAAAAAAAAAAUCUAGCAGUUCUAGACUUUAAAAAUGGUACCGGACUGAAUGGAUCAAAUCCUGGUUGUGAAACGAAUCUUUUUGGCUGGUGUGUCAUUUACAGACAUCUUUACAGACAUUUACAGACACCUCUUUCCCAAUGUAAGUCUAUGGGAAAAUGUUUUUGGGGGGCCCAAUGGCAUCAUGUGAUGGGUUCUGGAGUUUCGAUUCUGUUUGGGGGCCUAGUUCCAACUGCAUAGUAUGGUAUUUUGUGAAUGCAAGAAAUGGAUGGAUGUAUACUAGAUUAGCAAGAAUUUCUGAGUAUGAGACAUGACUUUACUCAACAUACUCAACCGCCCCGAAACUCAAUAUGGCUCUUCACACUGUCCAAUGAUGGACUGUGAGGCAAACUGUUUAAAGCAUUAACCGCUGGCCAAAAUUUAAUGAUGUUAAAGUACAAGGCGGCACAGUGGUUAGUAUUGUCGCCUCACAGCAAGAGGAUUCCUGAUUCAAACUAGGCUGGGGGGCUUCUCCCACAGUCUAAAGACAUGCAGAUUAUGUUAAUUGGUGACUCUAAAUUGUCCAUGGGUGGGAAUGUGAGUCUCUAUGUGAUAGCCCUGUGAUAGUCUGGCGACCUGUCCAGGGUGUACCCCGCCUCUUGUCCAAUGUCAGCUGGGGUAGGCUCCAGCCCCCCUGCGACCCCUGACAGGAUAAGCAGGCACAGAUAUGGAGUAAUGUUAAAGUACAGUUAAGAGGAAAAGUGCAGGGACACACAUAAUGUAGUGUAGAAAACAACACUAAAACAUUUAAUAAUUUUAAUUUGCCUUAAAAUAACACUGGAGAGAAUUAAAUUUAGUGGAGGAGGUACUGUUGAUUUAUAUUUGUAAUAAACUAUUUUCAUUCAAACGUUAGUCGAUACUGUUGUGAUUAAUACAGUUGCGAUGAAGAGAUGAUAUAUUUCUUCAGUGUCAACAGUCUGCUGGUAAUGGCAUUCAUUCAUCUUCAUCCUCUUGAGGGUCGCGGGGGGGUUGGAGCCUCUCCGAGCUGACAUCGGGCGAGAGGCAGGGUACACCCUGGACAGGUCGCCAGACUAUCACAGGGCUGACACUUAGAGACAAACAACCAUUCACACUCACAUUCACACCUACGGACAAUUUAGAGUUAUAAAUUAACCUAGUCCCCAAUCCGCAUGUCUUUGGACUGUGGGAGGAAGCCGGAGUGCCCGGAGAGAACCCACACUGACACGGGGAGAACAGGCAAACUCCACACAGAAGGGCUCCCACACCCAGGAUCGAACCGGCAACCCUCUUGCUGGGAGGCGACAGUGCUAACCACCACACCACCGUGCCGCCCGGUAAUGGCAUAUGUGAUGAUAAUUAAGUAGGCAGUAUUCAGUACACACUGAUUGAGUAGGCUAUGUAAUAAGCAGUAUGUUGGUAUGUAUUUUUGAACACAGCCACAGCCUCAACAUACUAUCACCUUUAGAAAACUGUUAUAGCUGACAUGUUAGCAAACAUUUACCGUACAUACUUUCAUAUCCAGCAGAAUAAAACAACAUCCUAUUUGACUGUUUCUGACCACUUUAUUAUUCAAAAUGCAAGAUACUCUUUUAAUCUCCCUUUUGGUCUUCACCAACUCUUAAGAGUUUUGGGUCUUUAGCUUGCUAGUUUUUUGCCUACACAACCAACUACUCACUAAAUGUUUUCAUCUGGUAAUCAUCAGUUAGCAUACAGUGGUUUUAUCUGACUGUACAACCUGUGUAAUCAAAACAAUGAGCCAGAAGAAACUGUCAUUUCUUCCAUUUUCAAAAAAAUCAGUGCAGGUUUAAACAUUGAAAUACCUUUGCACAAGCAUGAAUUCACCACCUGGCCUCCAUAAUGACACCAGCUGUGGUCAUUUGUUUAAUUGAAGAUCUAAUCCUGCUUUAGAUUUAAUAAAUAUCUCAGCUGCAAUAUGUAUGCCAGUCAUUUACUUUUCAGAUGGAACCUUCUGAACUCAAGAUCACAAACUACUUCAGAGUUCCAUCCUGAAAACAUUUUAUGUACAGCACUAACUACUGAUUGCCAUUCAUGAGCUCUGUACCUGACUGAGUAAUGUGAUUCUUUAAAGUGUGCACUAUCUUGUAAACUUUUUUUUUUAUUGUCACAAUGUUAAUAUCAACUUGCAUGCAACCACCCUCUGGCUUAUUCUAACCACAGAGAUGCAUCAUAUAAUUCCGAUAGCCAUCAUAUGAAGAGUUUCAUCACAAGAUGGGAAAAAUACUAAUAUGCGAAACAUGAUGUGCACUGCUCAGUAUUUAUGACAUUAAACUGGCAUUACUUUUAAAAUAUCAUGCAGAGUGUCACUUGGACAUCUGAAAUUGUGUGUUGUAUUGUCGAUAGGUGUCAUGUUUUGAAAAUGGUGCACAUCUCGUCUUGAUAUGAAACUCUUUACAUGUGACGUGCAUUCUGUAUUAUUAUUUUCUUUUUACAUAUUUCCACAGUUAUGACAUCAAGACAAAGCAGUGAGUUUUGCAUGUAACCCUAGUUAUAAAGCACCUAGUAGGCGCAUUGUGGACAUUGUUGUGCUAGCUCAGGGAAAAUACCAUUUAUUGUCUCUGAUAGAUGCUGUGGAUUUAAUAGGUAAACCUGAACUUUAAAAUGUGAAACCAUUUCAUUGCAACCAGUGAACACACCAGAUGUCACUGUAAUGGUUUAAGGUUAUUACCUGAACUCAAUAUUUUCCUCUUGUCAGUUUCUGUCCGUACAUUUAACUGUAAAAUAUCUCACCAGUUUCUCUCUCUAUUACGUAUACUGUGUCCUUUAUAGUAAUGUUUUUGGUGUUUUGAAUGCAUCCCAACAGUUACGCUUUGUGAUGUUUACCCCUCACACCUUUGUCAGCUCCCUGCCUUUUAUGUGUAGAUAUUUGCCAAAAUGUGUAUUGCCAAACACUGAGCUAAUCACAUAUACAGAAAAUGAAUGCAACUAAAACUACAUAUCAGACUUGUCAUGGUGACUAUAGCCAUAUUCUUUUUGAAACAUUAGAGACAGUUGACACUUUCAUGUGAUGUAGAACUGUGGAGCACUGUAACGUUGCACAAUAUCAUUAGUCCUGUCUUCUUACUGUAUUUACCUCCUCUUUAAAUCUUUACUCACUUGCUACAUGUAUAUGUUGAAGGUAAUAUUUGUAAAGUGCAGUUCAUGCUAAUAGCAACAAGCAGGUAUAAUAAAUGAAAUAUGUAGCGUAUACAGUGAGAAGAGGCGUUAAUGGAUCAGGGAACAGAUUGGCUGUACUGAUACGGGUAGAUGGAGCAUGGCGUCUGUGUUUUUAAAAUGGCUCGCAUAAUGAAGAGCCUCACUCUCACAAGAGUAUUGUAUUUUUCUAACAUUUACUCUAAUGCCCUGUAUUUGUACUCAGCACUGAUGAGUGUAAUUUACCAUUUAUUGCACAUAUUGUUACUCAACUAUUACAGUAAUUCUCCCUCUAAAUGUUUUUUUUUUCAGAACCCAAUAAUAACAGUGAUGUUCUUGUGUGACUGUCACCUUAGCAGUACAAGUUGAGAAUUGUAUAUUACUGAUAUUCUUUGUUUUAUGUAAAAGAAGAAAGAAAAAAUAAA
Messenger RNA from Epinephelus fuscoguttatus (brown-marbled grouper), 10252 nucleotides. RefSeq names its product nck-associated protein 5-like. NCBI's taxonomy places the organism in Eukaryota, Metazoa, Chordata, Actinopteri, Perciformes, Serranidae. The transcript has 14 exons. Gene Ontology annotation, biological process: microtubule depolymerization; microtubule bundle formation. Bases 710 to 4978 code for a protein of 1422 amino acids. Gene Ontology annotation, cellular component: microtubule plus-end. The record is from RefSeq and is a predicted model, not a curated record.